This is a messenger RNA of Corythoichthys intestinalis (scribbled pipefish), 2813 nucleotides long. RefSeq names its product coiled-coil domain containing 14 (gene ccdc14). NCBI's taxonomy places the organism in Eukaryota, Metazoa, Chordata, Actinopteri, Syngnathiformes, Syngnathidae. Bases 143 to 1861 code for a protein of 572 amino acids. Gene Ontology annotation, biological process: protein localization to centrosome. The record is from RefSeq and is a predicted model, not a curated record. The transcript has 11 exons. Gene Ontology annotation, cellular component: centriolar satellite.
UGCACCGUCUAACUUUGAUUGGUUGCCACUUGUCAUUAAAAGAAGAAGACUGUUCUACAACAAGCAAGCUGCGUUGGAGUCAUUGUAAAACAACAUUAAAGGAGUACAGACUUUGGCUUUUUGCGUAUGAAGUUUUUCAGCAAUGAAGGGAAGUGUGAAACGAAAGGUACUAACAUCUGGAAGGCCGACGAGUGGAGGUCCGACAGUACAACAGGCCAGGAAACGACCCACCAUUCCAGGACGAAAGGAACCGACCUGCUCUUUUUAUUCCACCGACCCUCAAGAAGAGGUUGCCAAUCUUCAUGUGGGUCUGGAUCGCUGUGCUGAUUUGCUUUCUACCAUGCUACAGGUGGACAAGGCAGUUUCAUACCACCUGUGCUUAGAGGCUGUGACACACCCUCCUAAAGUGGUGAACGGUGGUCCAGCCAGAGUAAAACCAUCCACUGCACACGGGAGAAAGAACGCUAAGACACUCACUCCAAUGACAGGAGUGAAGAAAGCACAGACCCUGCCGCACUCUAAUUUACAUCCACCGUUGAGGGCAUCUCAGCCGCUUCAGGGAUCCUCCCAUUCCCAGUCCUUGACCUCCGUCCUUCUGUCUGUGACCCAGCGUGAAUCUGCACUCCACUCCACCCAUUCAAGUCAACGGUCUCGUCGGCAGACUGACUACCAGCCAGUUGUCGGUCACCACAAAGCCCUGCUCAACGUCGAGAAAGGUGAUUCUGUGCCAGUAAAAGACACAGACCCCAAAAGAGACACAUGCUUGAGCAUGCAUGCUUAUGACAAAAAGAUUGACCUUGGGCAGCCAUGUGACACCGAUCAUCACGCACAGAGUGGGGAGGACAGCACAGGCAAACUCAGGACUGUUCACUAUCUUCUGGGAGAGCUCAAGGCUUUGAUAGCUGGAAAAGGUAGUGUUGCAGAGAGACUCCUUAGUCAUCUGGAGAUCACAGUGUCCUCACCUCAGGUAAAUAGUUUGGACCCAGGGAAAACUGCAGACAUUGAGGCUCUGCACAUCCAGAAUGACCAGCUUCACAGACAAGUGGCAUUUUUAAACAAACAGUUGGAGAGAGAGAAAAAACUGAAUACGGAAACUCUGAGUAAGACGCAAGUAGAAAGUCUGCCAGAGGAUCUUGCUGCUGCUCAAUCCCGACAGCAGGAGCUUCAAGUCAUCCUUGGAGAAGUGCGGGCAACACUUCUAGACACGAAGAAACUGCUGCAUGACCGCGAAGCAGAGAAUGCAAUGAUGAAAUUAGAUUUGGAGAACUUGAGAACCAAAUUUGUUCAAAGUGAGCAGGAAAAGUAUGAACUGGUCUCGCUUGCCCAACAAAGACAGGAACAGAUAGAACACCUUGAGAGGACUAUUAAAAGUGGUAAUAUUUUACAAUGUCACACAGACCUUACGACGUCUAAUGCAGUACCCAAGGAGCAAUGUAAUGAUCAGGGAGACGCAACUGAACACAUCACAAAAUAUCUUAUGACUCUAGGCCAGCCAGAGGCCUCACCAAAAAACAGAAAUGUACAAAUGGUCGCUGAGAGGGAAGAUAACACACUCGAGAAAGCGAAAUUGAGCUCAACCCCGCUGGGAAAGCUGCAAUUGUAUCCAUACCAUUGUAACGAUUCACACAGCGAGGUUUCUGACGGAGUACAUUUAGCAGAGGAACAGAUGGGAAAAGAGCGUCGUCGGCUGUUUGAUUACUUUUCUGAGGGCAAGGUGGACACUAUGUCAUCUGACUGCAGUAGGAGAUCCAUGUCGACCUAUGACACCAGAGAUGAGGCAGCGUUCCGAGACGGGUUGGCAGCUCUUGAUGCCAGCAUAGCCAUUCUGCAAAAAACGAUCAAACAGGAUUUGGCAAGUUAAUUUUACUUCACUGUAAUGGCUCAUUAGCCUGGCCCAAAGUGUGCAUUGUUUGCAGUCAGUGACUGCAUGGAUGUUAGAGUUGAUCUCACUUUUUAUAUGUGAUGGCUAUAUACUGGCUAGCAGUCAUUGGUCAGGAUUAGCAGUUGCUGUCAAGUGGGGUGAGAGACGAUAUGCUUCUGCUCCCCAAGGUCCUGAACAAGACAAGUGGUCAAUAGAUGGCUGUUGCUUUUGUUUUCAAUCUUAACAUGAAAGAUUUCUAAUAAAAGUAUUUGAACUCAAUGGCUAUGAGAAUGUGGUUUUCUUAGUUUACACUUGAAAAUUAAUUUUUUUAAAAGAUUGUUUUUGUAAUUUUAUAAGUAGUAAAAAUGCUGAGUCAAUAAAAAGUUUGAGUAUUUAGUAUAUGGCUAUAUACUGGCUGUCAUUGGUCAGGAUUAGCAGUUGCUUGUCAACUGGGGUGAGAGACGAUAUGCUUCUGCUGCUCGAAGGCCCUGAACAAGACAAGUGGUCAAUAUAUGGCUGUUGCUUUUGUUUUCUGACAUGAAAGAUUUCUAAUAAAAGUAUUUUAACUCAAUGGCUAUGAGAAUGUGGUUUUCUCAAUUUACAUUUGAAAAUUAAAUAAAAAAGUUUUUGUUAUAUAUAGUAAAAAUGUUGAGUUAGUAAAUUUUGAGUUACAGUAUUUAGAAUAUAGUAUAUGGCUAUAUACUGGCUAUCAGUCAUUGGUCAGGAUUAGCAGUUGCUUGUCAACUGAGGUGAGAGAGGAUAGGCUUCUGCUCCCCAAGGCCCUGAACAAGACAAGUGGUCAAUAGAUGGCUGUUGCUUUUGUUUUCAAUCUGACAUGAAAGAUUUCUAAUGAAAGUAUUUUAACUCAACGGCUAUGAGAAUGUGGUUUUCUCAGUUUACACUUGAAAAUUAAAUUUUUAAAAAGAUUAUUAUAUAAGUAAAAAUGUUGAGU